GGUUUCGAGUGUCUAGACUGUGACCAAGGGAAAAAGCCUGCUAGAGCAGUUUUGAUUGAGUGGACUGAACUGCCAAAAGGAGAGGAUCCAGACUACUAUAUUGUGACGUGCCAGCAAACAGAUGCUUUCAGUCAAAAAAUUGUAAGAAACAUUUCUAAAGUUGAACAAGAGCCUGUCAGUACUACAGUUCUGCUUGAGGAAAAUAAGAAGUAUGAUAUAACAAUAGAAUCCCUAAAAAGUGGCCGAAUCUUAAGUGUAAAAUCAUUUAAGACACGUGGAAUUUCUGAAAAGUACAUAAAAACAUUUGUGACAACCACUACAGUGUCUUUUAAUUGGAGUAUGGUGACCAAAGAAUUUUCAGUUUCUGUUUCACUGAAUGAUACUUCUGAGAUCAUAAAAAGACCCAGUGGAUUCUUUGUAUGGAGAAAUUUGACACCUGCCACCUUAUAUACAUUUAAGUUUAUAUUUGAACAAUUACAUCUUGAAUUUGUGAAAGUGUCUCAGUCACUGGAUGUUCAAGCUGAAACAGGCAGCUGUUCCCGAGGGUGGGUGGCAUUCCAAAGCAGCUGCUAUCGAAUGGGUAAGGAGAGCAAGCCAUGGAAAGCAGCACAACAAAUCUGUGGAACGUCUUCACAAGAGGCACAUCUUCUUGACAUUGGGAGUGAAGAAGAAUAUGGUUUUAUGUUGUCAUAUCUCCAGAAAAUUAGUCGAAUAAUCAUGAUAUGGACAGGUCUUAAUGACUUAAGGGAAGAAGGUCAGCUCUUGUGGACAGAUGGAUCUCCUUAUCUUCUUAAAGCUGGUAUCUCAGCUUUGUCAAUGAUACCAGAAAACCAAACCGAUUGCUAUGCCCUUCAGAGAGAUCCUACUGGUCCAGAUUAUUUCUUCACAGGAUUUUUCUGCUAUGUACAGCUGCCAUAUAUUUGUGAAUAUGAAUUACCUUUGGUACCAGAAAACAUCACAUUUAGUGUGCAUGAUGUCAAGACAACUGAAGCUGUAUUUAUGUGGAGUGAUAUGGGCAUGUGGCUCAAGUCAGGUUUUGCACUUAUAAUCAAGUACUAUUUUGAUCAGUGGAAACCAUACAUUCUGAACUUACCUGCAAAUGCAACUCAAGCAAAAGUUGGGCACUUGUCUCCUGGCCUUCACUAUAGUUUUUUAUUAGCAGCAAGGAACUCAGAAGGAGCACAAUCUAUCUUAAGUCCAAUUCUGAAGGUAGAAACAAGGCCGUUGCACUCCCAAAAGUUAGAGGCUACAUAUGUUUCAUCUGCAGAAAUACAUUUAAAAUGGAGUCCUCCACAACAUUCAUCCAGUGCUUCUUUUCAUUACUACCUUGUCAACGUGUUGGAUACUGAAACCAACAUCUGGGAACAGUUACCAAUUGAAAAAAGCAAGACUUCAAUAGUCAUACGAAAUAUAAAACCUUAUCAUCAGUAUCAGGUAUAUUUGCAGAAUGUAGGAGAGAAAGGAACUCUCAGCUGCCAUGAAAAACCUAUAUUAAUCACAACAGCUGUCAGUCCACCGACAGCUGUUUAUAUUCACCCAGAGGACGUACAAGAAGAGAGUGUAAUCCUUCACUGGAAGCUGCCACAAGAGUGUCAGGAAUCCUACAUUCAAGUGAAACCUAAUGCAGACAUAGGUGAAACAAAAAAGUUUAUAUUAAGCAAUAUAGAAGAAUUUAAGAUUGAUCUCCUAAUUCCUGGAAUGGCUUAUGAAAUAGCAGCGGCAAGUGUGAAUAAUGGAACUCUGAGUGAACUGAAGACCAUUCAAUGCACUUUAAAGCCCAAACCUGUUCAAAUUGUAGUUCCUUAUGGGCAUUAUAGCAAUGCAGUGGUACUAUUUGUUCGCAUGCCUGAUAUUGGAGUAUUUGAUGGUGUUUAUGUAACAAGUAAAGAAGGACCUAAUGCAACAUUCACUUUUAAAAGUGAUGGUAAAAUAACAAUUGAAAACCUUACUGCAGGAACAGAAUAUGAUUUCUGUGUCUCCACAAAAAGUGGAAAAAUGUUGAGCUCCUGUUACCAUGUAUAUGGUGUAAAAACAUGUCUGGCAGCUCCGCUCAAUGUACGAGAAGGUGACGUUACUGACACUUCAAUACAGAUCACUUGGGAUCGGGCUGAUGGAGAUUUUGAGCAAUAUGAAGUGACAUGUACAAAUUGUGCAAGUGCUUUCAGGGUCCAGAAGGUUAAGCAAGAAACAGCAGUGUUUUCCAACCUUAGUCCUGGUAAGCUGUACAAUUUUGCAAUUCGAACAGAGAAGGAAGGUUUCAGAGAUAGUCUUUUUGUGACAAAGGAAAUAGACACAGAUAAAUUGCAGAACUUCUGGACAAAAGAUGCUUUGUGUGAUGAUUAUGAUCAUAUGUUCAAGUGGAGACCAAAGACAUGCAUAAAGGAAAAAUCUGCUGAGGUUUACUAA
Empidonax traillii (willow flycatcher) is the source of this 2406-nucleotide messenger RNA. Its product is annotated as tenascin-like. Gene Ontology annotation, biological process: nervous system development; cell-substrate junction assembly; heart development. The record is from RefSeq and is a predicted model, not a curated record. Gene Ontology annotation, molecular function: integrin binding; proteoglycan binding. NCBI's taxonomy places the organism in Eukaryota, Metazoa, Chordata, Aves, Passeriformes, Tyrannidae. The transcript has 12 exons. The annotation marks the transcript as partial.